UCCAUAUUAAACUACAUACAUGUAGCACAACACAUGCAUUUAAUUCGAUGAACCUAGGCAGCUACGCCGUACAUCAAUUGAUAUAAUUCUGCCUAGUAGUUAGAUUGGUCGCGACUACGACUAUCCUGGUUAUUCAGGUACCGUACUGGAGUCUCGAGCAGCUGUCAGCCAAGCACCAACAGGUGGCACGUGCCUUGAUAACGAUCCUCCACACUGCAUUGUCAUGAGGGUCCAAUAUUCGUAUCGAUAAGAGAUAAUCAAGUUCAAUCUUGAAAGUUUGGAACUUUUUUUUCUCUUAUUUCUUAUUUCUUAUUUCUUAGAAUUCCCUCUGGAUAACCCCCACGCAUAUCUUCGCCAUUCUUCCAACAAACCUCAGAACAAGCGCCAUAACCAAAACUCAAAUUUGCGAUUACAGGUUCCAAACAUCAUGGCAAAGAAGAGAAAGGCUACCAGCGACCCUUCGCAACCAAAGGGUCCCCGCGAAUAUAAUCCUGCCGAUGCGAGACUCGGCCCCAUCACUACCUACCAAGACAUUGCCGAUUCCGAAGAUGAGCAUUUUAUGGAAAAGGACGAAAUUAUGUUCGACAAUGGCCCCAAGUCCAAGAAGCAGAAGCGAUUGGAAGAGGAAGACGCUUUCUUAGAACACUCGGACGAAGAAGCUCUUGCAUACGAUGACGAGGGAUCUGAAGACGACGAGGACGAAGACGACUACAAGCGCAAACCUACCAAAUCCUCUAAAAAGGCUCAGGACGAUGGCGAUUCUGAAUCUGGCCAGGGUGAGGAAGGGGGGGAAGGAGAUUCUGGCUGGUGGGGUUCCUCCAGGAAGGAAUACUAUAAUGCCGACAACCCUGAAACCGAGGCCGACGCUUUAGAGGAGGAGCAGGAGGCUCGGCGCUUGCAGAAGAAGAAGUUGGCCAAGAUGGCGGAAAGCGAUUUCAUAUUCGACGAAGCCGAGUGGCUCGCGCCCGAGGGCCAGGAUGCUGAACAGAACGACGUCGUUACCGAAGUCUUGAAGGACGCCGAGAUCCCCGCAGAUUUGGGCCCUGAAGAAAGAUAUCGCCUGCUGCGGACGAGAUACCCAGAGUUUGACUAUUUGGCAGACGAACUUCAGCAACUGCAACCUCUACUCGUGACUGUCCAGCAAGAAGCCGAAAGUCAGCCACCUAAAUCGCUCCCGGUGGUCAGAUACCGGAUCCUUGGCUGCUAUGUCGCUACACUCGCCAUGUAUUUCGCCACCUUGACAUCGCCAGCUAGAGAUGUCAGUAAUGGAACCGCAAAGACUCUCGACCCCACAGAGUUACGAGACCACGAAGUCAUGGGAACUUUGCUUGAGUGCCGAGAUGCGUGGAAGAAGGUAGAGCAUCUUAAGAUGGCAGAUCAUACGAAGGUAGCCGGUGAUCUACUGUCUCCGCCAGACGAAGAACUCUCCAGAAUCGAGGAGGAGGUCGAGGUAGAAUCAGAGCUUACUGCGAAAUCAUCCAAGGCCGCGGCGGCAAAGAAAGCGAAGGACAAGGCCAAGGCCAAGGCAAAGGCAAAGGCCGAGCGUCAAGCAAAGGCCAUUGAGGAAUCACUUGGAGACCUCGAUGCGCUCGUCAGCAAGAAGAACCCGAAGAAGAGGACAGAGACGAAAGCUACAGCCCCAGAGAGCGAUUCCGAUUUCGGAGAAGAAGAGACGCUGGAUGCCAGAUCGGCAGCCGAAAAAGCAGCUCGCAAGAAGAGUCUCAGAUUCUACACCUCGCAAAUCGUGCAGAAGGCCAAUCGCCGCGCAGACGCUGGCAGAGACGCGGGUGGUGAUAUGGAUAUUCCGUACCGCGAACGGCUGAAGGACCGGGAAGCCCGCCUCAACGCCCAGGCCGAGAAGCGCGGCAAGCACAGCUCCCAGGGCGCCGAUCUAGGCGGCGCCAGCGACGACGAAGACAACCAAGUCGCCAACGCGGUGCGCGACGACGAGGACGAGUACUACGACAUGGUCGCCGCCGCCUCGGGCCGGAAGAAGGAGGACAAAGCCGCGAGGGCAGCGGCCGUCGCCGCCGCCGGCAAGGCCGACAGGAUCGUGGAGAAGGAGGAGGUCGGCGAGGACGGCAAGCGCAAGAUCACGUACCAGAUCCAGAAGAACAAGGGCCUCACCCCGCACCGCAAGAAGGACGUGCGCAACCCCCGCGUCAAGAAGAGAAAGGCGUACGCCGAGAAGCAGAAGAAGCUCAGGAGCAUGAAGCCCGUGUACAAGGGCGGCGAGGGACGGGGUGGGUAUGCGGGAGAGCUGACGGGUAUCAAGCCCGGGUUGAUCAAGAGUGUCAAGUUAUAGGGGUAUAAAAGUAUGUACCUAAGGUUGGUUAGUACUAAGCUUCUACGGAUAGAGUACCUUCUAAUACUUUCAUUGUAUA
Molecule: messenger RNA, 2384 nt
Organism: Hypoxylon fragiforme
Lineage: Eukaryota; Fungi; Ascomycota; Sordariomycetes; Xylariales; Hypoxylaceae
Product: Sas10 C-terminal domain-containing protein
Exons: 1
Coding region: 428-2305 (625 amino acids)
Biological process (GO): maturation of SSU-rRNA from tricistronic rRNA transcript (SSU-rRNA, 5.8S rRNA, LSU-rRNA)
Cellular component (GO): nucleolus; small-subunit processome
Source: RefSeq, a predicted model, not a curated record